GCGCCGCGGCCUUCCGGCUGCCGAGCGCCUGCGCGACGCUACGGCAUGGCCACGCCGGCCAAGCGGCGCCCGCAGCCUCCCGCCGACGAGCGGGACUCGGAGCCGGAGUCGGACGAGUCGGGCUCUGAGGAGGAUGAUGAUGAGGAGGAGGAGGAGGAGAGGAUCGAUGAGGAAGUGAAUAUUGAAUUUGAAGCACAUUCCAUAUCAGACAAUGACUACAAUGGGAUAAAGAAAUUACUACACCAGUUGUUUCUCAAAGCUCCUGUUAACACAGCUGAAUUAACUGAUAUAUUAAUACAACAGAAUCACAUUGGAAGUAUUAUUAAGCAAGCAGAAGUCCAAGAAGACAGUAGUGAUGAUGAUGAAGAUGAUGAUGAAAUCUUUGGUUUUAUAAGCUGCUUAAACUUAACGGAAAGGAAGGGUACACAGUGUGCUGAACAAAUCAAAGAGCUGAUUCUAAGUCGGUGUGAGAAGAGCUGUGAGCAGCAGGUGGUUGAACAACUGAAUAAGCUCCUAAACGACAGCGCUAAGCCUGUGGGUCUUCUGCUAAGUGAAAGAUUCAUUAACGUACCUCCCCAGAUUGCUCUGCCCAUGCACCAGCAGCUCCAGAAAGAGUUGGCUGAGGCUCAGAGAACAAACAAACCUUGUGGAAAGUGCUACUACUAUCUUCUUAUCAGCAAGACCUUUACAGAAGCCACAAAGAGCAAUUCUAAGAGGAAGGAAGGGAAAAGACAGCAAAAGGAGGAAUUAAUGUUUGCAAAUGCAGAAGAAGAAUUUUUUUAUGAGCAAGCCCUUCUGAAGUUCAGCUACUCGGUGCAAGAGGAAAGUGACACCUGUUUGGGCGGCAGAUGGUCCUUUGACGACGUCCCGAUGAAACCUUUGCGGACUGUCAUGAUAGUUCCAGCUAAUGGAAUGAAUGGAAUUAUGGAGAAACUCAAAGACUACCUGUCACUGUGAACUUGCCUAAAACCAGCUUUUUUUGCAGAAGCAGCUGUGCAGAGCUAGGACUUCACAAUACUUCCAGGAGACUGCUGUUGGGAUAAUGCUUUUGUACUGCUCAAACGCUUCCUUUGUACACUUAGAAGACAAAUAGGUGGUACAACAGAUCAUAGCCAUCAAAUUCAUGUUUCUGAAUACUGUAUCUUGUUGCACUUUGGUAUCAUCAUUAAGCAGUCAAUAAAAAACAACCUGACAAGAAAA
Colius striatus (speckled mousebird) is the source of this 1200-nucleotide messenger RNA. RefSeq names its product BRCA2 and CDKN1A interacting protein (gene BCCIP). The transcript is spliced from 7 exons. Gene Ontology annotation, cellular component: nucleus. NCBI's taxonomy places the organism in Eukaryota, Metazoa, Chordata, Aves, Coliiformes, Coliidae. The record is from RefSeq and is a predicted model, not a curated record. Bases 46 to 957 code for a protein of 303 amino acids.